AUGCUCAUAUUCACCAGUGUUAUUUGGCUGGACCUAUGUCUGGCUAGCGCCGCAGCCUAUAUGGUCAAGCAGUUAUUCGGCAAGAAGAACCCUGCACCAUAUCCCCCUGGACCUCCGGGGUGGCCUCUCGUUGGGAACAUCGCAGACAUACCUCACAACAAGGCCUGGCUUACCUUUGCAAAGUGGGGCAAAAAAUAUGGUGACAUCUUGCAUGUCGACGUUCUGGGUCGGCACAUCAUUGUACUGAAUUCUGUCAAGGCAGCGAUGGAGUUGCUAGACAAAAAAAGCUCUAUCUACUCUGACCGUCCAGUUUUUACAAUGAGUGGUGAACUUAACAUCUACCGCGUCAUUGGCAGUCGCACCGCUGUAAAUGUCUACGAACCGAGUGAGGAGAUCGAGGUUCGCCGAUUCCUGAAGCGCGUGUUUGCACAACCUGAGCAACUGGACGCACAUAUCCGACACACCGCUGGCGCUAUCAUUCUGCGAAUCUCUUAUGGAUAUGAAGUGAAGGAUAACAAUGAUCCUUUCGUCGAUCUGGUAGGCCGUGCAAUGCACCAUUUAUCGCAGGCUGGCGAUACUGGUGCCUUCAUGGUGGACAUCAUGCCAUGUGGUUUCCUGGUGCUGGAUUCCAGUGCCCUGGCCCGUGAAUGGCGCCAGACCCUCAAAGAGACUGUUGAUGCACCAUACAAAUUCGCCAAAGAUCAGAUAGCUGCCGGAAUUGCCCCAAUGUCUUACGCCUCGAAUCUGUUGAAAGGUCGUACCUUGUCUGCGGAGGAGGAUCACAUGGUGAAAUGGUCUGCUCAAUCCCUAUACGCCGGUGGUGCCGACACGACAGUUUCUACAAUUUAUUCGAUUUUCCUGGCGAUGACACUGUUCCCUAAUGUGCAGAAGAAGGCUCAGGCUGAAAUAGAUGCUGUUGUUGGCACUGACCGUCUUCCCUCCUUCGCAGACCGCGACUCCCUCCCCUAUAUUGAGGCCCUUGUGAAGGAAUCACUGCGCUGGAAUGUUGUCGUCCCUGCAGGUGUCGUCCACUGCGUCUCUGAGGACGAUAUCUAUGACGGGUACUACAUUCCGAAAGGAUCCAUGAUCAUGCCUAACAUCUGGUCCAUGCUCAAUGACCCGCAGACAUAUGCUAACCCCUCGCAGUUCAACCCUGAACGUUUCUUAGAUAAUGAUGGAAGGGGUCCCGAGCGCGAGCCUCGCACGAUCAGCUUUGGCUUUGGUAUCCACCUUGCUGACGCUUCCAUCUGGAUAUCUACUGUGAUGUCGCUCGCUGUGUUCGAUAUUUCCAAGAUCGUCGAGAACGGCGUUGAGCAAACCCCCGAGGUUGACUUCUCAUCAGGCUUGGUCAGUCACCCCAAACCCUUCAAGUGCUCUAUCAAGCCUCGCUCUGCGAAAGCUAUUGAGCUCAUUCAGCAGGAUGUUAACUAUUAA
Messenger RNA from Suillus bovinus, 1434 nucleotides. Its product is annotated as cytochrome P450. Gene Ontology annotation, molecular function: oxidoreductase activity, acting on paired donors, with incorporation or reduction of molecular oxygen; monooxygenase activity; heme binding. The coding region runs from base 1 to 1434 and encodes 477 amino acids. The record is from RefSeq and is a predicted model, not a curated record. The transcript is spliced from 11 exons. NCBI's taxonomy places the organism in Eukaryota, Fungi, Basidiomycota, Agaricomycetes, Boletales, Suillaceae.